Molecule: messenger RNA, 1738 nt
Organism: Aphanomyces invadans
Lineage: Eukaryota; Oomycota; Saprolegniomycetes; Saprolegniales; Verrucalvaceae
Exons: 5
Coding region: 6-1691 (561 amino acids)
Source: RefSeq, a predicted model, not a curated record
CCGACAUGUCUGAGAGGUACCAGUCCAGACGGAGCAGCGCCAGCCAGAGCACAUACCAUGAAACAGGAGCGCAGAACUACAAUCCCUCAAGAGACAUUCUCGUCGAUUCGGUGGUGGACGUAAUCAACAGCCCCGCGGACCAGCAUCCGACCAGUGUCGAGUUCUUGUACCUUCCAUCGGGUGAAAUCUUGGCCAAGCCGAGCCAUACGACAAAUGCAGUGAUGCCACCAGCGAUGAUGCAGAUCGAUAUGCUUUCGCCUUCCGCAAGAUAUGACAACUCAAAUUUCCCAAGGCCUCCAUCGACGACAGCUUCAACUAUGUCUCUGAGGGAACAGGCCUUGUCCUCGCCGGCGUCACACAACCAAAAAAAGUACACCCGUAAUCGCGCCCAAUUUGUGGACACAGCGACACCUCCUGGCCAUAAUACGUAUCAGCAACGUAUCUUGGAGCUGGAGGCAUUGCUCCAGAACGAGAAGAAACGUUCGUUGGACAAAAUGAGACUGCUCCUCGACGAACAGGAUAAGGUGCACGACCUUCAGACACGGUUUGCGUCAUUGCAGUCGAAGGUCAAGUCGAUGGAAAGCACCAUCUCUCGCCAUGACGCGACGACGCGCGAUCUCGAAGCGAGUCUUGCAGCAGCGAACGCCCGGCACGCAACUGUCGUAGUCGAGUUGGCAGAAAAGACCAACGAAGUCGACAGGCUCACGCAUGAAGCAGAGAUCCACAAAUCCGAUAUGGCGAAAAUUCUUGCGCACGCACCACCGCCAGUAUCCCCAGCAAGGCCAAAGCUGAACCUUGUUACAUCUUCCACGCAGACUCCGCCUGCGCCAAUGGCGACUCCCAUGCAACCGGCAGACACUCGAAUCGACUCUGAGGCUCCGUCACAAAGUUUUAGUCGGCACGACGUGGCGACAAAUUACGAGGCUACUGGCACAAACAUCGCUACGUCAACUUCAACCGCAGCUACACAAUCAUCGUCGAUGGAUACCGUCCUGGAUGCGAUCCGGGCGUGGAAAGAGAUGGCAGAUGCCUGGUGUCGCAAGUCGUCGUUGUCGUCCCUCGAUUCCUUGCUUCUCGACUUCCCAACGCUUCCCGAUCGCGCCACUCCAUCUUCUACUCCGCCGCCAUCGCCGACGAAAGAUGCCAACGCGACUGUCAUUGCCAUGCUCAAGCGCCGCCUCGCACUCGUCGACAAGGAGUACCGCCACACACACAGCAAGUACAUUGAGCUCAAGGAGCUUUGCGCCCGUCAAUGCGUCCGCGAAGCCGAUCUACAGAACUUUGUGAACGAACAUCGAUUGCGAGGCCAGUGCAAUUUGCGGCUACCGUCGACACAAUCGACGGUGUCCCCAUCUCUGUCUUUCGCAUCGAGGCAGGAAGGUGGCGAACCCGAUGAGCCGCGCCGUCCCAUGGAAGGCCACGUCAAGGUAGUCAUUCAAAAACGCGAACGCUCCAACGAUCCGUCGCACGCGCCCGUGAUCUCAACGACCGUGGAUGGUUCCGCGGUGCGGGCAAAGCUUCACUCGAUGCGCAAACAACGCGGCCACAAAGACGACAAGCAUCCGUUGCACGUGGUCGUGCAUCCAUCCAAGGAAUUGACCCGUCGCCACCAGCGCAUGCCAACCCCACAAGCGAAAAAAACGACGAAAAGGACCGCACCACCGACAACAUCUGUACGGCCAUGGGUCUAGACAACGUCGAAGUAACUAACUCGGUGCACUCAACUGGUGCUUAUUCC